AUGCAGCCGAAGCUCCGCGAAGCUCUGUCGGACGCGGAUGCGCUCAAGGAGGAGAACGAUGCUGUGAACUGUAUGCGGCGCUUCCUUCACCCGACGGUGGAAACGCAGAUUGCAAACCAGAACGCGCAUGACUCGUGGGCAACACUCUACGCGCUGUACGGAAGCGGGGGUAGCAUCAAGAUCAACGACAUGUACCGCGCUCUGAGUCGCAUGAGGUUCGGCGAGAAGAAGGACGAGUCCAUGGACCAGUUUGCCACCCACUGGAACAUGACGAUGCAGCAUUUUGAGCAGGCGACGGGAAGCGAGUUCCCCGCCUCGGUCAGAUCUGCCAUGUUCGAGGACGCACUGCCUACGUCGUGGCAAUCGCUCGUGGCUGGUUGGCAGGGCACUCGACCGAUCACGCCGUACUCCGAAUUACUUGGGAAGGUGUUGGCGGAAGGCUAG
Phytophthora sojae is the source of this 444-nucleotide messenger RNA. RefSeq lists its product as hypothetical. Lineage: Eukaryota; Oomycota; Peronosporomycetes; Peronosporales; Peronosporaceae. Bases 1 to 444 code for a protein of 147 amino acids. The record is from RefSeq and is a predicted model, not a curated record. The transcript has a single exon.